Molecule: messenger RNA, 711 nt
Organism: Zychaea mexicana
Lineage: Eukaryota; Fungi; Mucoromycota; Mucoromycetes; Mucorales; Lichtheimiaceae
Product: F1 complex, delta/epsilon subunit of ATPase
Exons: 4
Coding region: 86-571 (161 amino acids)
Biological process (GO): proton motive force-driven ATP synthesis
Molecular function (GO): proton-transporting ATP synthase activity, rotational mechanism
Source: RefSeq, a predicted model, not a curated record
CUUACACUACGCCAGCGGGUCCCCUGCCGCUAAUAAAAAAUUUCAAAACCGUUUUCCCUAAUACUUGUUUUUCGUCCCUCCAACCAUGAACGUCUUUGCCCGAUCUGUUCGCGCCGCCAUUCGACCUGCCCUGGCCAGAAGCUAUGCUACGGAGGCACCUGCCGCUGACAAGCUUCGCUUGACCUUCGUCUUGCCCCACAAGGCUCUUUACAAGUCCACCGAUGUCCAGCAAGUCAACUUGGCUGCUACCUCUGGUGACAUGGGUAUCCUUGCCAACCACGUUCCUACCAUUGAACAAUUGAACCCCGGUGUUGUUGAGGUCAUUGAAUCCGGUGAUGUCACCAAGAAGUUCUUUGUCUCGGGUGGUUUCGCUAUCAUCAACCCUGACUCGACCUUGAACAUCAACGCUGUCGAGGCUGCUGCUUUGGACGAGCUCUCCGUUGAGAACGUCAAGUCUGCCCUCGCUGAGGCACAGAAGGUUGCCAACGGCGCCGGCUCUGAUGCCGAGAAGGCCGCUGCCAAGGUUGAGGUCGAAGUCUACGAAGCCAUCGAGAACGCUUUGUCGAAAUAAACGUUUUCUUUAUCAACCCCAUGACAAAAAAACGCAUCCAUUAAAAAUAUCAUUUGAAAUAAAAAGAUAAAAAACGGGCUGUACUUGUUGUAGAGCGACAAGGUUGUUUUUUGUUUCCCAAAAGAAAACGAAAGAAAGAA